AUGCAAUCCGCUAGGUCCGGGCGAAAACGCUGCAGCUAUGUCAGCCCGGACACGACAACCAGAAAGCGCGCAAGAAAGACCUCAGGUGGCAUCCUCAGCACAGAACAUGGCACAGCGACAACCGCGGUCGAAGACAUCAACGCCAAGGUGACGCCUCACAGACUAUGCACCGUGUGUACGGCAACUAUCUCCAAGUCCCACCUCCUCAAUGGCCGCAUGCGCGAGAUCAAGAUGACACUCAAUUCAUGGGGGUGCACCGAGAGGUGGGAGCAGUUCGCCCAUCAGCCCUCUCUCGAAGCUUUGAAAUCCUCGGCCAGGGACGGAUGCCAUCUAUGCUCUCUCCUCUGCACAAUAGUCAAUGAGAAAUCCAUCGACCAGGUCAUCGAGGAUGAGAAAAAGGAGGCCGCCAACGAUGUUCCCAACCCACUAGAAGGCUAUGGUCCCCACCCCUUGACCGCACUUAACACAGCGCCUCACGUCCGUCAGGAGAGAAAGCGGCAGCUGCAGCGUCGUAUGGAGCAGCUGGAUCAAAUAAAAGACGACCUGUCUGCCAAGAUUGCGGGGGUUGUUUUGCAAUUCCGCUGGGGCUGUAAUGAGUGGGAUGAAAGGGUCGAGGCAAAAUGGGGUUCAUAUGUGUCGAUCAACCUAGAGUUGGAUUGGCACCUGAACUAUCCAAUGGAGACGAAUGGCCGAAGGUCCUUGUCCAUCUACCGCACUGAGUACGUACGAUCACAGGGUGAAAAGUGGGAAUCAAAUCGAGACGAUCCCAUCGAUGUCGUUCAUGACGCCCAGAUAAGCGCGUCCACCGGCUCGGACGCUUCGCUCAAUCUGGCGAAUCGCUGGCUGGCCAAGUGCAAAAAGGAGCACGCUGUUUGUCGAAAGGCUGUCCGGUCGGCCAGCAAGUUUCCCACGCGGCUUUUGGACCUGGGGUCUGGAAAGGACCAGACCAUUCGGCUACGUGAGGGCCUCGGGAGAAAAGAAUUCGUGUCUCUCACUCACCGCUGGGGCAACACACAGCCAUUACGCCUCCUCCAAGGCAACGUCGAGACUUUCAAGACAGAAAUCAAGCCAGAGGAUCUCCCAAAAACGUUCCGAGAUGCAGUCACGAUCACGCGGAAGCUCAGGUACCGAUACCUCUGGAUCGACUCACUCUGCAUCAUUCAAGACUCCAAGGAGGAUUGGAUGACGGAAUCGGCCAUCAUGGGGCAUAUAUACCGGUGCUCAGCGCUGAAUAUCUCUGCUGGUGGCGCCGAAGAUAGCAGCUCGGGGUGCUUCGUUACGCGAGAGCCCUUGCAACACAGAGCGUGUAUCCUGACGGGCGAUGCCACUGCCGGCCUAUGCGUCCCGCGAUGCUGCCCGAGCGAAUGGCGCAACCACGACGGCUCCAGCACCAUCUCCCGCGGCUGGGUAUUUCAGGAGCGCAUGCUCGCACCACGCACCCUUCACUACAGCCGCAAGACUAUCUCCUGGGAGUGUAUCUGCCUCGACGCAACCGAAGGCUGGCCAGAAGGUGAUACGUGGGACUGGGAACGGGACAGACGAUACCGCCGACCGAAGGAGAUCUUCCAAACCCUCUGCGACUUCCAGCGCCCAGCCGAGAACCCUACAUUCCCUCUCGCCAACAAGGACAUGGAAGCCUUCUACCACGCUUGGGCCGAGCUCGUCAACAACUACUCGAACAAGAAGUUGACGCAGGGCAGCGACAAGCUCGUCGCGCUGCAUGGCGUAAUGAGCCUCAUCGCCGAGUCGACUGGGCUGCGUCAGGCUGCGGGCAUGUGGCUCGAUUACCUCCAUCUCGACCUGAUGUGGAGCACAUGGAACCAGGCCGAGAAGCGGCCCGAAUUCUACGACCCGACUAAAUACCGCGCUCCAAGCUGGAGCUGGGCUUGCGUCGACUCGGGCGUGCGGCUCGAAUGUCGCGACCUGCACCGCGGCAAAAACGAGAACAUUCUCGGCUUGUCCAUGUGGAUGUCGUACACGCUUACCCAGCAGUUCCGGGUCGCAGGGGUAGUCGUCUCGGCACGGCCCAACGGGCUGGCUUCAUACGGUCACCUUGCCAUUGAAGGGCGUGUGAGAAAGAUGGAAUGGAACGAGAACUCAGGCGUCGAGGGCUUCAAGCACAAUAGGCAGGCCCGGAGCGUGUCGGACCAAUGGUCGCCCGACUUUUUGCGUGCCACAUCGCUCGAGAACUGGGGCCUACUGCUCCUGACGGGGACCGGGCCGUCGAAUGUGAAGGAUGCACGGGUCGAUGUCAUUAUAGCUUUGGACAGGGUCGAGGUUGAGGGUGACAAAGAGUGGGUGUUUAGGAGGGCGGGCUAUGUUGAGCAGCACUACUGGGAGGGGGAUACAUAUCCUAUUUUUCAGGAUAGCAGGGACGAGGUAAAUGAGCGGAUUUAUCUUAUUUAA
This is a messenger RNA of Fusarium keratoplasticum, 2406 nucleotides long. RefSeq names its product HET domain-containing protein. The coding region runs from base 1 to 2406 and encodes 801 amino acids. NCBI's taxonomy places the organism in Eukaryota, Fungi, Ascomycota, Sordariomycetes, Hypocreales, Nectriaceae. The transcript has a single exon. The record is from RefSeq and is a predicted model, not a curated record.